AACACUAACAAGGUAUUCUCAGAGAAGGAGGGAGAAGGGAACUGGGGAGGCUAUGAAAUCAGGCAUCUUAGAUGAAAAAUGACAAGGCCAGGGAGACAGCAGCCAGGAGUUCGGCAUCGUGUCACCCAGGAGCCCUAGAGACCUCCACCCCAACCUACCUGCACAGAUCACCCCGAGCUCAGAGCCCCCAACCAAGCCAAGGAUGCCUGGAGAAGCAGAGGCUGAGACCCCAGCCUGCAAGCCAGAGGAAAAGGCUGCAGAGCCUGACGAGGUGCCCAACCCAGAACCAAGUCAGGCAGAAGCAGUCCCAGAACCCGCAGGUGGGGAGACAGUGACAGAACCCAGAGAACCAGCCUCAGAGGAACCCAGCCCAGGACCCCCUGCCGUCUCCAAGCCCCCACCGCCAAGCAAAGAUCUCCCCAGCUGCCCAUUGCUGCUGACCGUGGAGGAUGUGACCGACAGCUCAGUGACUGUGAGCUGGGAACCCCCAGAAAGCCUGGGACGGCUGGGGAUAAAGGGUUACAUGCUGGAGUAUUGUCUAGAGGGAGCCUCAGAGUGGGUACCAGCAAGUGCACAGCCCAUGAUGGUCACCCAGCACACUCUGCGAAACCUGGCGAUAGGAAACAAGCUCUUCCUUCGAGUCGCCGCCGUGAGCCCAGAAGGUGCUGGCCCUGCUGCUGUCUUGGACCAGCCUGUCCACAUCAAGGAGUUCAUCGAGGCCCCCAAGAUUCGAGUCCCUCGCUACCUGAGACAGACCUACAUCCGAAAGGUUGGGGAAGUCAUCAACCUCCAGAUCCCUUUCCAAGGUAAGCCCAAGCCUCAGGUCAGUUGGACCCAUAAUGGCCGUGCCCUGGACACCCAACGUGUGAAUGUGCGGAACGGGGAACAAGAUUCCAUCCUUUUCAUCCGCUCAGCCCAGAGGAUUGAUUCAGGCCACUACGAGCUCAGCGUUCGCCUGGAAGACCUAGAGGCCAAGGCUGCGAUUGACAUCUUGGUGAUCGAGAGACCCGGGCCCCCCAAAAGCAUCAAGCUGUUGGAUGUGUGGGGCUUCAAUGCUGCUCUGGAGUGGACGCCCCCAGGGGACACCGGCAACACAGAGUUACUGGGCUACACGGUGCAAAAGGCAGAUCAGAAGACAGGGCAAUGGUUCACAGUGUUUGAGCGUUGCCACCGGACAACUUGUACAGUGUCUGACCUCAUCAUUGGGAAUUCCUACUCCUUCCGGGUCUUCUCAGAAAACCAAUGUGGCCUGAGUGCCACAGCUCCUGUUACUGCUGAGCUCGCCCACAUCCAGAAGGCCGAUACUGUCAGCAAGAGAGAAGGAGUGCCAGAGAGAGACUUCUCAGAGGCCCCCAAGUUUACCCACCCCCUGGCAGACCACACGACCACCCCCGGUUACAGCACCCAGCUGUUCUGCUCUGUUCGAGCCACCCCCAAGCCCAAGAUCAUCUGGAUGAAAAACAAGAUGGACAUACAGGGUAACCCCAAAUACCGGGCCCUCAGCGAGCAUGGUGUCUGCUCCCUGGAGAUCCGGAAGCCCAGCCCUUUUGAUGCCGGUGUUUACACCUGCAAAGCUGUCAAUGCCCUGGGUGAGGCAUCCGUGGACUGUCGGCUGGACGUGAAAGGUGAAGGAUUCAGUGAGGAAUGAUGGGGGUGGGAGCAGACCCCCACUGUAGAUGUUAAAGUGGGUGCAGGUCUUUUUUUUUUUAGUGGGGGGGAGGGUCCUAUUCCAUCACAUUUAAGUUGAAUCGAGCUAGGUAGGCUCUAAGAACAUCUCUGGAGAAAAUUAGAACAAUGAUGGACAACAGUGGGAGAAACCAAGGUCAGACCUUAGAAAGGACUUUCCACACCGGGAAAAUAUGAGAUGGGAGGGUCAGGUGUCAACGUAAGGUUGUGGGCCCCUUCCUCUCUGUAGACAUUGGACAAGCCCAGAGGAAAAAGGGAGAUGGCCUCUUUGGGGGUAUACAGGAGCUCAAGGAGGUGACACACAUCCCCCAGAGGGCUUCUAGCCUACAGGCCUCUGACAGGGGGGAAAUCUCUUACAGCUUCUGCCACACACUGAAGAACCCCAGAAGCUUCAAACUGGAAAGGUAAGUUAAGGUCUCAGGGCUUUUAGUGACGUAAUGGGCUGAAGAGUACUGUGGGAUAGAGAAAUCCAGAGAUCAGCAGGACUGGGGCGGGAAGGAGAAGUGAAGACAGAGAGAGGGCUUAUCACUAAGGAACAUGGGGAAUCUAAUCAUGGGUAGAACCAGACUGAGGUUGGGGAUGGGGGGUGGGGGGUGGGGAGAGGACUGGCUAAGGUUGCUCCAUGGAGAGAUAUAGGCCC
Molecule: messenger RNA, 2326 nt
Organism: Dromiciops gliroides (monito del monte)
Lineage: Eukaryota; Metazoa; Chordata; Mammalia; Microbiotheria; Microbiotheriidae
Gene: MYBPH
Product: myosin binding protein H
Exons: 10
Coding region: 203-1648 (481 amino acids)
Molecular function (GO): protein binding
Source: RefSeq, a predicted model, not a curated record